Molecule: messenger RNA, 2704 nt
Organism: Pieris napi
Lineage: Eukaryota; Metazoa; Arthropoda; Insecta; Lepidoptera; Pieridae
Product: glucose transporter type 1-like
Exons: 3
Coding region: 406-1785 (459 amino acids)
Biological process (GO): monosaccharide transmembrane transport
Cellular component (GO): membrane
Molecular function (GO): hexose transmembrane transporter activity
Source: RefSeq, a predicted model, not a curated record
CUGUGAUUUGUGGAUUCUUUUGAUUAUUGAUAUAUUUAAAAAAUAGUUCAAUUUCAAAGAAAACUAUGUCGUGAUUAGAAUCUCAAUUUUUGUAAUUAUUAAAAUGUUGUUGAUAAAAGUAGUGAAAUUUAAAUUUUAGAUACCGAUUUGUAAUUAUUACUGUUUGAAAUUAAAUUAAUGGUCGUCCACUACAUGCAGUUACCUGAGAAAUUAUUUAUUCAAUAAAGGUCGCUCUCGGGCGAAGAGUCGAGAAAACUAAUAAGCUGUGAGAGUAAGCGGGGAAGACGCUACCCUGGACAAAGCGAGUCGAAUACACAGCAAAAAGGAUAUAUUUUCGGCAGCGGUGAUAAUUGUACGGAACGUCCAGUCUCAUAAUCUCUCCCAGCAAACUUAUCUCCUGCCAAAAUGUCGGGAGGUGCGACUAGGCCGCUGCUCUACGCCGUCUGUGCGGCUGUACUUGGCAUGCUACAAUUUGGCUUUAACACCGGUGUCAUCAAUGCACCACGGCAAUUUAUAGAGAACUUCAUCAAAGAAAAUUAUGAUGUCAACUCUGGAACCAUAUUCAGUGUCAUCGUUAGUAUAUUCGCCGUCGGAGGUAUGAUUGGAUGCCCAUUAGCAAGUUGGGUGGCUGAUAAACGUGGCAGGAAGUUUGCUUUACUCAUCAAUGCUGCGUUCGGUGUAGUAGGAGCGCUCCUAAUGGCAUUAAGUAAGACGUCCACGUCGCUGGCCAUGCUCAUUAUAGGCAGAUUUUUUAUUGGUAUAAAUUGUGGAUUUGCUACGACGGCUUCACCGACCUAUGUAUCAGAAAUGGCUCCAGUACGUUUACGUGGGGCUUUUGGAACUGUUAACCAGUUGGCCGUCGCGUUUGGCAUGGUUGGAGGACAAGUUCUUGGUAUUGAUGUUAUUCUAGGCAGCGAUGAAGGUUGGCCGUGGCUUCUUGGACUGGCUAUCAUACCCUCGGCCGUUCAGUUUAUUAUGUUACCGUUUGCACCAGAAACCCCGCGAUAUCUAUUGCUAUCUCAGCGAGAUGAGGAACAAGCAAGGAGUGUUCUUGCCAAGAUAAGAGGAACCGAUGAAAUUGAUGAUGAAAUAAAAGAUAUGAAUGACGAAGAUCACGCAAUGAAACAGGAGCAAAAGUUUACAAUUGGUGAUUUGUUGCGUAUUGAGUCUUUGAGGACGCCUUUGAUCAUUGGUAUUGUGAUGCACUUAUCGCAACAGUUGGGUGGAAUCAAUGCAGUUUUGUAUUUCUCUACAACGAUAUUUAUCAAAACUGGCUUGUCUGAAGGAGAUGCCCGUUUGGCAUCUAUUGGGGUUGGUAGCAUGUUGUUUAUCAUGGCUUUGGUUUCAAUACCCCUAAUGGAUCGUCUUGGAAGGAGAACUUUGCAGUUGGGUGGUCUGGGCGGUAUGGCAGUCUUCUCUGUGCUUAUGACUAUAGCAUUCUUUACAUACGAAAACAACAGAACAAUGAGUAUUUUUGCUGUUAUAUUUACCCUAAUGUACGUCGCGUUCUUUGGUGUUGGUCCUAGUUCCAUUCCUUGGAUGAUACUGUCAGAAUUGUUUGGUCAGGGUAGUCGUAGUGCUGCGGUUAGUGUAGGGGCUUUUGUUAAUUGGUUAGCGAACUUCAUAGUCGGUUUGACUUUCAUUCCCAUGUCUGACCUAUUAGGCAACUAUGUAUUUGUACCGUUUACUGUGCUGUUGAUAUUGUUCUAUGUGUUUACAUACUUCAAAUUACCUGAGACGAAGAACCGAACAAUAGAGGAAGUGACAGCGUUGUUCAAGAAAUAGUCUCGGUAGGAUUAUAAAGCGGCCUUAAGACACAAAACAACUGCCAGAAAACGAGGAGUGAAAUCAAAUCUGUACGCCCUCGAAGUGGCCAUUCAGGCUGAACGGCUUGCAUCACAUUCCUUUAGUGUUAAGCUCGCAAUAAGUUAAAUAACCAAUUGUGAUAGUUACUGUAUUAUUAUAUAUUGGAAAUAUUUUUAAUUCCCAGUUUCUUGAGUCGUAAGACUUGUAGGAAGACUGAACUUUACUUAUCUUUAUAUUUAUUGAAGUACUUAUUCGGAUACUGGAAAUGUCUAUUGGGCUACGUUCGUAAUAUUGCUUUUUGCUUAGAACCAUUGGUAUAGGUAUAACUGAAAUCCAAGCACUAUUCACAUUAUAAUUCAACACAAUUGCUAAUCCAGACAUGUUUAUUGAGACAAUCGCUAUAGGAAGCGACAUACGUGUGCACAAUUGUAAAAAAAUCUUGUUUACAAUUGUGCACUCGUGUGAAUAAUCCCAAGUGUAAAGUUGGGUUCUAAGCGCCAGCAAGCCAUUACGCUCGUAACUUGCGUAGUGUAUCUUUCGUUCAAUCUUGCCGGAAUUUGUUUGGGUGUAGAGGACCAAUGUUUUGAUUGUUAUUAUUUAAGAGCACAAUUUUUGAUUUUUUACACUUUGUAUAGAUUUUUAUUAUGUUACAAUCACAGUGCCUUAGCUUAGUUUGUUGAUUUCAUAUUGAAUUUAAAGCUGUUGUUAAGUUUACGCAUUUUAUAUUGAAAUACUCCAAAGUCAGUUUUUGGAGUGCUCGAAGCUAGGCUCGAAUUUUGAGUUCUAUCCAAACUCAUUCACCAAAUAAUUUAGAAUUUAUUUUGAGGGUCCGUUUAACACAAAUGAAACUGAUCAACUAAAUAUAUUUUCUUUUAUACAAAUAUACUUUAUACAAUUA